UUGAUUUUUGUAAACAACAGGGAGAUAGAAACAGAAUAUAUAUACUUAAUUUGUAAACUGUUAUAAACUAUUUAAUUUCUCAAAGUGGUAGAUUUAAAGUAAAUUUUAUCUCCUUUUACUGGUUUAAUCUUUAGCUUUAAUUUUAAUCGACAGACCCGAUGACCACUUCCUCAACUGGAUAAAUCUUGAAUGUGCUUCUUUACAGUGUGCUCAUAUUUAACUUGUUCAUGAGCUACAUCACACAAUGAUUAUGCUGAGUUGAGAGUGUAUCAAAAGAAAGUGACGGGCUGUGGCGGUGACGUAGUGCCGAGGGGGUGUGUCGGAACCGACCAAUAGCAGAAGGAGGCUUGCCUGUGGCCUGUGACUGACGGCGGUGGAGCAGGUCAGAUGUGCCGCUGCGGCCGACACUAGCUGCUCACACAGACCCAGUCCCAGUCGGUGGUGGUGUGUGCGCGGUGCUACACUUGUCACUCACUACAGUACAGAUGGCUGUCGCUGCUGCUGCUGCUGCUGUUGCUGCUGCUCUGCUGCUACUGCUGGCCGCCGAUGGUACCGUCGCUGAACGCCUGCCACCCACAUGUCCUAGUGACAUCUACUGCACGGGUCCACUGCUCCACGUCGUACAGAUGGCUUCAAUAUACCACGAUUCCAAGACUUUUGUGGACAUGAAAAUGAAAUAUUCAUCAAAUGAAACAUUAAGGAUAUUUGAAGACCUGAUGAAGAGAACAGAACAAAAGCCAUCUAGACUCGAAGUUGAGCUUUUUGUCAAUGAAACAUUUGAACCAGCGGGGAGUGAGUUUGAAUCGUGGACUCCCGACGAUUGGAUUCAGCAACCUAGGUUCCUGGAAAACAUUGCUGAUCCUGAUCUCAGACAGUGGGGGAGCAAGUUAAACUUACUGUGGAAUAGUUUAGGUCGUAAAAUGAAGGAAGACGUUAGAAUUAAUCACGAUCGUUACUCGAUAAUUUAUGUUCCUCAUCCAGUAAUAGUACCUGGAGGCCGUUUUAGAGAAUUUUAUUAUUGGGACUCUUAUUGGAUCAUAAAGGGACUAAUACUUUCAGAAAUGUUCCAGACUGUGAAAGGAAUGUUAACAAAUUUCCUAUCCAUUGUGGACAUGUACGGUUUCAUUCCAAAUGGAGGCAGAAUCUACUAUGCCAUGAGAUCACAACCUCCUCUACUGAUUCCUAUGAUGAAGAGCUAUGUGGAUGCAACACAUGAUGUUGACUUUAUUAAAUCCAACAUCCAUAUUCUAGAGAAAGAGUUCCAGUUUUGGUUGACCAACCACACAGUGGAGGUUGAAAAGGAUGGCAAGGUGUACACUCUGGCUAGGUACAAAGAUGCCUCUCAGGGUCCAAGACCUGAGUCAUACAGAGAGGAUAUAUUGAGUGCUACAUUCUUCAAAACAGAUGAAGAGAAAGAGAGCUAUUACAGAGAACUCAAGACUGCAGCAGAGUCUGGAUGGGACUUCUCCACUAGAUGGUUUAUUCUUAAUGGAACAAACAGAGGAAACCUAACAAAUCUGAAGACUUCACACAUUAUUCCAGUGGAUCUAAAUGCCAUUAUGUAUUGGAACGCCCAAAUAAUGUACGAAUUCUACAGAGAACUAGGAAAUGGAGAGAAGGCUGUAAAGUUUCAGACAUUAGCCAGUAAUUGGUUAGAAGCUGUGACACAAGUGCUAUGGCACGAAGAGGUGGGGGUUUGGCUGGACUAUGACAUGUUAAACAACAUAAAACGAGACUAUUUCUAUCCAACAAAUAUUGCACCGUUAUGGACCAUGUGUUACCAUCGAGAAAAUACAAGUCACUAUGUGGCAAAAGUGAUGAAGUAUCUGGAGAAGUCACAGGUCAUGGUGCAUCAGGGAGGAAUUCCUACAACAUUAGAACACUCAGGAGAACAAUGGGACUAUCCAAACGCCUGGCCGCCGCUGCAGUACAUCAUGAUCAUGGGGCUGGAGCAGACAGGUGACUCCUGGGCACAAGACCUGGCCUUUGAGAUUACAGAAAAAUGGGUGCGCUCCAACUUCAAGGCAUUCAAUGAGACUGGUGCCAUGUUUGAGAAGUAUGAUGCUAUAGUGCCGGGUGGACAUGGCGGUGGUGGAGAGUAUGAGGUGCAGGCUGGUUUUGGUUGGACUAAUGGAGUGAUUAUGGAAUUACUGGAUCGGUACGGCAAACAGCUGACAACGGAGGAGCGGCUCGCAUCGCUCAUGAGUGCAAGCAGCCUGGAGGCCUCAGACAGUAGUUCAGGAGUGGUAGCAGGCAUGCUGACGGUCCUGCUAGCUCUUGCUGCCACUAUUGCUGCAGGGUGCAUAGGGGAAUCUAUGAACACAUACACUGUCAGUGCACGCUAUUAUCACCAUUAUCAAUGCGAUGUGAUGUUGCUUGUUGUUCACUACUACUGCCUACGUUCAAGAGUUCUCAGUUUCAAUUCUAGGACCUAUCAUUCUGAGGAUGAUUGUCUACAAGAAACGGCUCCAGUAUUCUCCUGGAGAUAGACGCAAGCUCUGCCCUAAACUGUGUGGUGGCUACACAGAGCUCAAUACGUUUGACUGAUCACUCAGCCGCAUGUGCCUUGUGUUCCUUACAAAACUCUACACAUCAGAAAUCAGUAUUUUGAUCUGAUUAUUCUAUCUUUUGUCUAGUCAAUAUCUCUAUGUUCCUUGUAUAGUUUUUCGACAAUGACGUGUCAAAAUUUGUAUUUAGGCUGCAGAUGAUCUACUUAUAUUUUAGCUAACACACAAUGAUCUCUUUAUGUAAUUAGACUUGCCACUAAGUAGUGAGUACAUUUUUACUUUCAACCUUUCCUUCCAAAUAAAUCCAAGAUUUGAACAGAUGUUGCACCAUUACCCAUUAAUACAAAAUUUUAGUGGGUUCAAUAACUGAAAAUUACUUGUAAAUAUUUCUGUAUAUAUACAAGUAAUACUCAAAAUAAAAUAAAAUGUGUUUAUGCCAAUUAUAGGAAAAUAUAAAUAAUUAUAAUAUGAAAAAAAUAUUAUAUUUUUAGAAAUAUUUAUUUACAGCCUAUAGUUGUUCUAGUAACACAACAUAACAUAUAGUUUUUUCUGGAUGGAAUAACAUAACAAUGAGACUAUAUUUUGAAAUUCUAUUAAAUUAACUACUUUUUAGCUACUCAGUAUCUCUCUGUUAUUAUCAAAGUUAUCAAAUAAUUUAAACUGUUAGCUUUUAAAUGUGUUUUGGGGUGUUUAUUUUUCUUUAUACAUCUCAUCUGUUGAUUUUUUAUCAACCAAUAAACAUUUUAUCAUUUCCAUGAUUAGUUAAUAUGAUUUCAUAGUCCUAUCAUUGUUUACUCUUUUAACUAAACAUUUGUAAACUACUUUGAGCCAGUUAACUCAUUAGAAUAAAAUUAAGAUAUUUGUUUAAAUGCUUGUUAUUGUAGUUUAUUUAUUUUAGUCUUAAGAACUGCCGUAAACUUGCUUAGUAGUUGUAUUGUGAAACCUUUGACUGAAUAAGUUUUGCCAAGUAUAGCUCAGUAAUGACAAAUUACAAAUCACAAUCACAAUGAAAUAAACAUUCUUUAUUAAUGCAGUUCAGUAAUAAAGAGUUAAGUGCAGUGCAUUAGGAAUACAACUUAGACCACCAUUAAUAAAAUUGUAGUGAAAUAUUGGUGCAUAUCUUGGCAAUGAAAUAGAAACUGAGCAGAUAUUACAGAUAUCUUGAAGGAGUUGCUUAAGAAAUAUUGCCAUGCCUAAACAAAUACAUAUAUUUUGUGUCUUAGUAGAAAAUGCCUCAACUACUAAAAAUGUUUCAACUGCACAUUGAGGAUUAGUUUCAGCCCUAUAAAUGCAAUAUUUAGGCUAUAUGAUAACUUAAAAUAAUAAGUAUAAAAGAAAAAAAUAUUUUUAGUUUUUGUUUAUGUGUAAAACUACUACCUCUUUUAAAUGUUGAUAAAUGAUAUUUAGUAAAUCACAUUUAAUGUUAAGGGUUGUCAACUAUAGCUUUUUGAAUGUGCCUCUAAAUAUAAUAGUGAAAUAAUAGCGAUUGCAAUGGAAUAAACCAAUAACGAACUUGAUUUUGUUAUUUUAUCUUUAAUUAACCAAUAAAAGAGUCCAUUAUAGUAACUUCAUUCCCUAGUCUUCUCCUAUGUUCUUCAUUUAUUUUGUUAAUGAAAAGCUAUUAAUUAAAAUCAUUUUACUUAAAUAAAUUUUACUUGCCAUUUUAGGUGCUUUCCAUCUGUUAUUAGACAUAAAUUAUUUGUGCUUUUAUCGGUCACUUUAUUAUUUCUUUUAAUUUGUACUCUCAGAUGACCCAUUUCAUACACUUCCUAAUAUGUGUUAAAUCCACUACUUACUUCCAUAAAGACUUUUUUACCAUAGUACAUGUAUAAAACUUGUUUUUUAUACAUCAAUUUGUUCUCUAAAACAACUGUUUUAGUACCCCCUUCAUAGUGUAUUAUGGUGUCAAUAUACACAGUUGGCUGGGGCACAAUAAUUAAUAUGUUUUUUGGUGCGCCAAUCUCAACUUGGUUUUGUUUCAAUAAACAGCAACAAUAAAAGGGGAAAUAUGGAAAUUCUUGGACAUUAUUUCAUUUAAAAUAUGAAUAACUUUCUUGUAUGAUAAAAAAAAAACAUUUUUUAUCACUCAAACUAUGUCCUUUGGUGCUUAAUCAUAUUUAUAAGCUUGGAUAUUGCACACUGAAAUAACUCACUAAAGUUCCUAGUGAUGUAAACUGCUAUUUAGUGUUUUCCUAGAUCUGUUUUCUUCAAAUUGUACUCUGAUAUUUAAAUUGUUUUUCACAAUCUGUUUUACUAAAUGCAUUUACUCCCUAUCUAUGUUUAGCAUUAAUAUGGGUGCACAAUUAAAAUAAACUACAAUGAACUAAGAAUCGGAAUCAAACAUCUCUAUUUUAUAUACAUACAAAAAUAUUAUGAAGAUUAAAGUUUAAAACAACAGUCUAAUGUACAAUUCAAAUGACACCAAGUACAUUAAUUGUAACAUAACAGUGACAAUUGUCUCUUAUGUAGUCAAAGAAAACUCACUAAAACAUUCCCCCCUGUAUAGCAAUCCAAUGGAUUUUUGUCGUUAUUAUUAGUAUUAUUCUUUUAUGACCUACAGAGAGAUUUAUUGUAGAAUUGUAUACACAAAUUAAUCAUAUUUUAUUCAUAACAUUUUUUUUAAAUUUGAACAUGAAAACUCUUCCAAUGAUUAGUCAGCUCCAAGCAAGAGAUUUUUAUGAAUAUUGUGUCAAAUGGUAAGUUAUUUAAAAAUUCAAACCCGUGUGGAUUGUUUAUUAUAAAAGCUCAAAUUGUGUUGGGCUAAAUUUAAUUCUUUACAAUAAUUAGUAUUAUAGGAACAGACAUUGCUCCAAAGAUUUAUGUAUUAAAGUUGUGUUUUUUACACAAACUAUACACUCUAGGAUAUAUUGGUCAUAGACUGUCAAAAUACCCAACUUUAGAAAGUGCUCCUUCACUGAUUAGAGCCUAUUCAAAUUCAAUAAAAUUCUUAUUGCCUUCUUUUGAAAUAAUAAGAUUUUAUCAAGUUUCCUUUUUGAUGUCCCCCCAUAAGUUACCAAACCGUAAGUUAGGUAUGAAUUCACAUGGGAAAAAUAGAUGGAUUUUAGCACAAAAGCACCAUCCACCUUAAGUGUAUAAACCUGAAAAAAUUAGUUUCUAUUUCCUGCAUGCAAGUCCCAACUAAAAUUAUUAUCAAUUUCCAGUCCUAAAAAUGUUGUAUUAUUGAUUUUUAGAAUUUUGUUUUGUUCAGUACAAAUUGUAAUUUCUGGUGCUUUUCUACUUUGCCUUGUAGAAAAGUUUUUACCAUUUGAAAGCAAGCUGUUACUAAAAAAAUAUUGAUGGACCUUUUAAUUCUUCAUUACAUGUUACCUUCAAAUCAUGACAAGUUUUAGCUGAAAUAACUAAGUUUGAGUCAUCUGCAUAUAAGACUAAUUGACUUUUAUUGGUAUUUAUUUAUACUUUUUAAUAUUUAUGGCAUUCCUUGAAUGUAGCAUAAAAACAACAAGAGCCCAAGUAUUGAGCUUUGAGAUUCACCAUAUUAAACUGUUAAAUAUUUUUAUUUGUAUAUAAUUACUUGAAUUCCAUGUGAGGAUCUAAUUUCAACGAAUUGAGUUCUGUUUGAUAGAUAAGACUUAAACCAAUUUAAAGAAUGUUUUGAGAACAUUUUAGUUUGUUUAGAAGUAUUUCAUGUGAUAAACUAUCAAAUACUUUAGACAGAUUCAUAAAAAUGCCUAAUACUUUAUCACCUUUAUCAAUUGAGUUCCAAAAGAAAUUGGAAUCCAAAAAUGCGGUAGUUGAAAAUUUAGUUUUUCUACAACUAUAUUAUUGAUUACCAAAUAAAUAAUUUUUUCUAAAUGCUCCACCAAUCGAUUAAAAAUUACUCUCACAUAGAUUUUUGAGAUAACUGGUAACAUUGAUACAGAACGGUAGUUGCCAAUUUCUAAUUUAUCCCUUUUUUUUUUAAAUUGGAAGUAUUUAAGAGAUUUUUAAACUUUGAGGAAAAUGUCCAAUUAUAAGAGAGCUAAUAAUUAAUAUCAUUUCAUUUUCUGUCACCAGUAGGUAUCUAAAAGGUGUUAUUUUUUAUUUGAUUCAUUUAUACCAUGGUGCAUUAACUGGAUACGUUUAGGUGCUUAUUGAACAAUAUCUUCUAUUAAAUUAACAAAAUAGUAAUGGAAUUGAAUAGAAAUUUGUUUUAGAUCAGUAAUAGUAAUAUUAUUAUUGUUGUUGUUGUUAUUUAACGCAUGAGUAGAACCCUUUAGUACCAUUAGAAUUUUUGCCCACUUCCCUAUUAUUUCACAUGGUUUUUGCGUAUAUUAUCAGACUUUUUUAUUUUAUCAUUAUAAUACGCUUUCUUAACUGUGGUUAGUUUAUUUUUAUAAUGUUUAUUCCAUAUCUUGCAAUAAUCCCACAAUUCCAUCAUUACCAUUACAUUUAGCUAGUUUCGUUAAAUUUAAAAUGUAAUUUUCUUCUGCUAUCAAGUCUUUAUUAAUCCAGUUAUAUUCAUUCCUCUUCAGGUAUUUUUUUUUUUUGCCUUUUUCAUAGGAAAAAUAAAUUAAAGGCGUACUGGAAAGUGAUAUUAAACACAUUGUACUUAUCCUCCCUAUUAUAAAAAUAUAUGUUUAACCAAUUCUCCUUUUUUAGUAGACUGUGGCAAAAAUUCAUUUUCUUUUCAGAAAAAUCUACACUCUGUAUACUUAUGGUUUAUGUUAUGUGAUUGGUUUUUGUGUAACUUUAUUUCUAAAAUUUGACUAUCUUGGUCAGAAAGGGCCUUAAUUAUAUCAGUGACUUUAUUAUUGAUUUGUCUAUAUUUAAACCCAGUAAUAGUAGUUACUUUCAAUAGCUGUUAAGUAGUUUUUUCUAUCUUUUACCUACGUUACUCUGGUUUUAUUUGCUUGUAAAGUGUUUAUAGAAUUGUAAUUGUGUUGUAUAAAGUAGUUAAGGGUGUCAAUAAAAUUAUAUUUCUUAUACACAUCUUUUAUUGUGGCCUCUAGUAUAACAAUAUAAUGUUUUUAGUUAUGGUUAUAGAUGUGCUCGAGUCCAGACUAAACACAUUUUUACCAAUCUAGCUUAAAGAUAGUUCUCAGUUAUGUUUGGUGAAAUUCUGGAAAGAUGGUCAUGUUGUAUCCAAAUAGUUACAAAAAACUACUUUGUAAACAGAUUACAAUAGAUUAAAAACAUCUCUAUGCCAAUAUUAAAAACACUAAAAAUUAGAAAAAUCCAGCAAUUCUGGAUUGUGGAUUAUGAAUGAAUGCCAGCCUUCGACAAAAGUUAUGAAAGUGUAAAUAGCAUGUGCACCACACUCAACUCAUAGAGACAUCACAUCUUGUGUGGAAGACUGCCAUUUAUUAUAAACUGAAAAAUUAUUAAGAAACUUAAAUAUUUAUUACAUUGUAAGAGAAUAUCUAGAUGAUAUAUUUUUGAUUAUAACUAAGCUAGUGAUACUAGUUUUUUCUCAUGUUAGUUUUGAUUAUAGUAUUAGUAUUUAUACUUUAACAAUGCAACAGUUUAUUUUACAUUGUUUGUAAAUCUGUCAAACCUUAAUGGAAUAAAGAUAUUUUAUCUUAUCUUUAUAAACUUAUAGUCCACAAUAGCUGGAUAAUUUUUUUUACAUUGGCGCAAGAACAUUUCUUAGCCAAAUUGGAUAUUUUAUUUUAAAUAAGAUGUUACAGUUUUAAUAACAACAUAACUUAAAAAAAGCAAUUAAAUUGGUAAAAGUACAAAAUAUUUUUCAGUUAGUUUAUUGUGUGAAAAACUAAGUAUCAGAAAGUAUAAAACCUAAAAUAGUAUAUUUAUAAAUCAUAAAUUUGUUUCCUUUGUGGUCACCAUAAAGAUAUUUUUUAAAGUUUUAACCUAUUAUCUCAAAUGAAGGGGCCAUCAUGUGCCUGAUAAUUGAUGUAAGGUAUGUUGUGGCUGUAGUUGAGUAUAAAUUAAUGUGAUUUAUAAAUAAAGUUUAAAAAAUAACUUUUGUAAAAAGGCAAUAGUAAGUUUUUUAAACCUGUAUUAAACAUUUAUUUAUAAUUAAACAUACUUGUAUCAUAAAUUUAACACAGCACAAGGUAUAUACUAACAGCCUCUGAAUUGUUUUUAUAAAUAUUGACCCUUUAAAAUGUAAUAGUGAUAAAAGAUCUAUAAAUUUACGUUUAUUUUGAGAACUUAGCACACAAUCAGGGUUGAAAGAGGUUGAUAGUUUUUAUACAUAUUGGGUAGUGUGUGUACAUAAUAUCAUGCCUUUAUUUAUAAAAGAUCAUAAUGUUUUCUUUGUGUACUUAAACAUUAACAUAUUGUAAUUUUUUUCCAGAGACUUGAAUUAAAAAUGUGAUGUAGUUACUUUACAUACUUCUGUAUAAGUUACUUAUUGUUUACAAGAUGUAUUUUAAAGAAGUGAAGUCACCCAGAAAGAUCAAUCAUUGAACACUAUCGUGUCUUUAGGUGUUAAUGUACAUUCUGUAUUCUCUUGCCUAAUUUAAUUUAGAUAAUUACUACAUAUUUAGCGUAAUUUACAUGAUACUUGUGUGUAAUCUUUAGGGGGUUUUUAAUACUUAAACUGCUAUUUUACCCUCCUUUUACAAAAAUCUUAAUCUUAAAUCUCUCACAUUUUUCUUUGUUUUUGUACCUUUAAAUAAUUGAAAUAUAUUAUCUGUGUGAAUCUAUGUACUAUUUAUUUGUAGUAUAACUCAUAAGAUAUUCUGUUAUAAAAUAGUUAUACAUAACUUUCAUAACCAAGAAUUGGACAUUUUGAAAUUAAACAUUUGAUUUAUUUAGUCAAAUUGCUCUCUCACUCUUUCCUUUAAUUGUACAUUGAUGAACAUUAGGUAGUAAUCUUAUAUUUUUUAAAUGAAGGGUAAAAGUUAUAAAUAAAGCAAUAGUUUAACAGAUUAUUUAUAAUAGAUUUUUUUUCUUUAGAAAAUAUGGAUUUUAUAAUACGAAAAUAUAAACCAAUUUUAAAAAGUAGUUGUUUGGUUCAUAAUUUAUUAAAUGUAUUCUUAUAUCAAAUUAUGUACCUUAUUAAUAAAAACUAUGACAAAAGUUAACUAAUAAUUUACUACCCAGUUGUGAAGCAUUAUAUACAAGCACACACGUGGGUCAAUGAAGAAGGAAGCUGAGUUAAAGUUUAUUCAACUCCCACAUUAAAGUUUACCAUUCAUUUUGUAUACUUUCCAUUUACCAAUUUAAAUGGGGUAAUUUUGUUACUUACAAGUACCCAAAUUAUUAUGUAAUUUACACAUUUACAUUACACAACUCACAUAAUGUUUGCUUUCUUUCAACAUCAGAAAAUUGUCAGCUGGUAUAAAUUAGUUGAUAAGCUCACUUUUAUAAUUAGAAAGGUAAUCAAGUCAUUAUUAAUCGGAGUUUCCUUUUCGAGUCUAUUGACUACAAUUCAAAACUCAAAAUCCUACUAUCCUCAUCAUUUCUUGUAAUAUCAAUCAUUUUUUUCCCCACUGAAAAAUAUCACAUCGUAAAACUAAGUUAUGUAACACAACAAUUACUUGCAAACCAAACAUUACUUGGAAUGGUGAUUCAAUUAUUUUAUUAAUGUUGAUAUUUUUUCAAUAAAAGAAUGAGUAAAUAUGAUAUUUACUUAGAAAAUGGAUUCUAAAACUGUCUCUUUACUAUGAUGGAUUGUACUAAACACUGACACGGAGAAUCAUAACACCAUAAAUGAUGGUUCUGUUUGUGUAAUUUCUUAUAUUGACAUCUUUUAAGUCAGUUAGGAUUUGUAUAUGUAUGCUACCAGAUGGCUUAGAUAUUGUUGUCAAUGACAAGCGUGGUGAUUUUUGUGCUCUGUAGAAGUGCUUCAGAUGUAGUUUGAAAUCACUGUAAAGUUACUUAGAUCAAUUAAAUACUGUGACAUUUCUCAACUCCACUAGAAAAAGUAUAAUGACAAUUUUAGUUUGCUUAACACUUGCAGCUAGUUAAUAAAUGACAAAUUAGAUUGAUUAACCAACUGCAACAAUGUGACUGCCAAAAAAAUAAUGGAACGACUGAUCUACCUUCUGUUUUUUUGCUCUAUGGAACUACCCCUGAACAACCAAUUCCUCACUAUUUUUUAUAUUGGUAAGAAAGAUACCAAUACAAAAAUGUAAAAUUUUAAUGUAAAUGUGUGUGUCAUUUAAAUGUAGAUUGUUUACAUUUGAAUGAUUUCUGAAUUUAAAAAUUAAAUGUGACCAAAAGGAGAAGAAAUUAUUACAUAUAUGAGAUAUAAAUAAAAGUGUCUGGAACUCGUCAAUUACAACUCAUAAAAAUAUGUAGAGUGAUUUUACCUCAUCUUUCUUCAAAUUAGAAUGCCCCUCCUGGGUGAACAUACUGGUGUUCAUACAACUGCUCAAACAAUUCUGUAAUUCAUUUUUGGAAAGCUGAUGGAGUGCUGUUAUGCAACAUAAACCAAUAGUUUGUAACCCAUAUUUAUAUUUUUCUUCUUAUGGCAUUUUGCAUUUGUUUGAAAAUCUUCAUAUAUAGUUCUUUAUUAACAGUUCGACCUUCGGGAAUAAACUCGUAGUGAAUGCGUUCAUAAUCAAACACCACCUCUAAACAUCACUUUGCCCCGGCUUUUGUCCAAGCGGAAUCUUUCCUACCUUGGUUCAAUUUUUCCCUUCAUUCAGAUGACUGAUGGGUUUUAUCUGAGGGUUGUACAGAAAGCACCAUGUCUCAUCAAUUAUUAGAAUGUCUUUAAGAAACUGUCAUCCUUUUCAAUCAAAAACCUGGACCAUGUUCAUUUUCGUUACUUUUGGUUCAGUUAAUAAUAUUUUUGGGACUAUAUGCAAACACAAUGCAUGUUAAAAUCCUCGUGAAGAACACUAUCAUGUGAAGUCCCAAGUUCACAAGUAAUAGCAUCUAUUGUUAUUGGACUGUCAUUGUGCUCAAUUUCUCAAACUUAAUCAAUUUUCUCAUUUGUGGUGAAAGUGGAGGGACACACAAUCCAAACAUCAUCUUCAAUGUUUACAUUACCCUCAUGAAAACCCUUAUACCACCCAUACAUUCUGCUUUAUUGGUUAACUCUAGGGUCUUUGAUUAAGAUUUUUCAAACAAAGCGUAAAAUUUGCUGUCGCUCUAUAAAUAAAAUUUCAAAAUCCAACGAAUAAACACAGCGUUUUAAUAGAAACUACUAACAGUUUAUAACGAGAGAAUAGAAAGAAUGCUAAACCUGGCUCAUGUUAUCACCAGUAGUGCCACCAGCCAUGGGUGGAGAAAUCAUUUUUGGCAAACCCUUGCUUAAAUAUAGAAAACUCAUUCCAGGAAUUUUUUUUACUCUACAUCGUUGUAUAUCUUAAAUAUAUAUUAUUUUUCCAUUAUUUAAAUUAAAUAUAUUCUAAAGACUAACCCCAGUUUUACUUUUAUACUACAGUGCUCUGCUCUAACUAUAAAAUGCCAAUAAAUAAUUUCAAUAAUAAAUAUAAUUAAUAUUUAUUUUUAGUUAUUUAUUUUACUAAGAAACAUUCAUAUAAUUUUCCUAUUUGUUUCCAACGUUUUUAAUUUAAUGCCUUACAUAACAAUAUUUUAACACUUUGCGGCCAAAUGGCCUGCAGUUCCAACCACCCCCAUUCUUUUACUAUCUUGGAGGGUUUUGGAUUGUUUUUUUGGCAUUGAAUUCAUAGCACUAAUGGAUAUCACAGUUUCUGUGUCAGCUCAGACAUAUUUAGUAAUUUGCUUUUCCCCCUGAGGUAGAAUGUCCAUCACAGCUGGCCAUUCAAGAAUGUUCGUAUUAUAUUCUAUGUGGUUGCUACAGAAAUACUAGAAAGAAACCGAGCAUCGAACCUGGGAGGACAUACUGGUAACGGUAAGUGCAAUAACUAACGAUCUGACACAGAAAUUGUGGUAGCCAGUGUGUAACUUGACAGGACAGCACUGAAGACUGUUCUUAGGGUAAAGGGUUAAUGUAAUGUAUUUCAAGUCAUAAUAUUUUUAUUGUUAUUACAAAAUAUGCAGUUGGCUUAUUUAUUUAUUUUGUAUCAAAACAUAAAUACAGUUCAUAGCACAACAUAGCAAACUUAUGCUGUUCCAAGUGCUUGACUUAUGCCCAUACUAGUGUAACUUGAAUUUAUUUACCAGUCAUAUAUCUCAUAUUGACAUAGAAGUUGCAUCGUAUGAAAUUUCAAUAAUACAGUACUUAAAAUAUUGUUAUUAAUUAUGCAUUACUCUAUAUAUCCAACUAAAACUGUAGGAGAUUCGAUUUAGGGGAGAAAUUUUUAUGGGUCUUCCCGAGACAUCCAAGAAGUCUCUUUAUUGAUAUAUUUUUAAAACUGCAAUAAAAAUGACAAGAUUCAAUUGCUUCAUAAAUCUGAUUUACUUUGUCAUUUUAAUUCUUGAAACAAAAUUGUGUGUACAAGAAGUUUAUACUCAUGAACAUGAAUUCCUGCGUACAACAAAGUACACAGGAUAGUGAAUCCUGAUGUAUUUAAAAUCAGCUUAUUAAGUGCUUUAGUUCGUUUAAGAAUCGUACAUUUUUUGCAGGAAUCAACCACUUCUUGUUCGAGGCUCAAAUUACAAAAACAAUUUCUGCUGUUUCACUCUUGAUUUCACCUGUACAGGUUUGAAUUACCUAUUGAUGAUAAUAAAAACAAACAAUAGUGUUAACGUUGAUCUGCAUCAACCAUUGGUAAAAAGUUUUUGUGUUAGUUUGAUCAAGAGCUUCCCAUUUGAGGCUUGUUUUAUUCAUCAUAUACAAAUAUGGUAUGGACUUUUAAAAGAUUUUUAAAACUCACAUUUUUUGAGUUACAGCAGAUUUGUGGUGUCAGGCACUGACAUAGAGAACUCGCUCUCUCCUGGACCGAAUUAAUACCAGAGGAGAACAAUUAUUCGCAUUUUAAUAAUUUACUUUUUUUAACUUUUACUUUGUUUUAUUAAUUUUGAUUUUAAAAUGAUUUUUUUUUUAUUUCUUUAUUGCAAAUUCGUUAAGAAUUACAAUGGUGUCAUAAAUACAUAAAAGUACAUGUUAUUUUUCAGUAUUUUCAUAGAAUUCUUUUAGUGAGUAGACCGGUCUUUUGAUCAGCCACUUCUUCAGCUCCUGGUGCAGCUUAUUGCCAGUCAGGUCUCUCAGGCCGUCCGGUAGGUGGUUCCUCAGUUUACAGCCUGCAUAAGAAGGUUUUUUUCUCCCAGAGAGUAGUUCGAUGUACUGGAAGGACCAGCUUGGAGCCAUGACGAGUGUUAUAGUAGUGUAGAUCAUGGUUUCUUAUAGGGUUUAUUUCAUCUACAUGCUUUAUGGUUUCAAGUAUGUAGAGAGCCACCACCACUGUGAGGAUUCCUAGGUUGGUGAAAGCUGGUCUGUAGAGGGUCAAGAUUAGCAAGAAUCCUUAUAGUUUUUUUCUGAAGAACAAAGAUUCGGUUCAUGUUGUGUGCUGAAGUUCCUCCCCACGCUGUCAAGCCAUUAUGUUGUCUCAUAACACCAUAUAACAGUAAAAAACCUUGUGGUAGAUGACAUGUCAAUUUGAUAAAAAUGCUUAUACUAAAUUAAAAUAUAAAUAAGAUAUCAAAUACAAUUCAUAAGAUUAAAACUAUAAUAAUACAAUUUAUACAAAAACAUUGAACACUAAACAUUAAAUAGAUUAAUAGUAUUAAUCAAAAGUAAGCAUCAAAAUAUGAUAUUAAAUAUUAUAAUGAUUAAAAAGUUAAAAUUCAUUUACACUAUAAAAAUACUUUUCUAGUAAUUAGCCCUUUACUUUUAUCUUAAAAAGUUCUAAAUAAUUCUCUGAUCAGACAUAAUUAGGCAAGUUAUUAUGCAGAUGUAUUUCUUCUGCCUAUUCAGAUAGUUUUUCAAAGGCACAUAUUUUGUGUAAUGAAUAAAUAAAAGAGUGCUUUUGUGGCUGGUGAUAAUGUUGGAAAAGAAAUUUAAAAUUUGCCAGUUUUUAAUCAAUAAUCUGAUAAAUAUAAAUUGGUGGAAGAGUUAGCAGCUUUAAAAAUCUAAAACUGUCCUUGCAAGAUGCCUGAUAGGUACUCAGUAUGGUUAAUUUUUUAGAUUAUCUUUUUUGAAUUAUGAUGAAUGAAUUAUUUACUUCUACUAAACCACCCAAGAAUUCAAUGCCAUAUGUACGGUAGGAAUAUAUUAUUAAAAGUGUUUUUUCUAUCCACUCUCAAAGACAAAAAAUAUAUAUCUGAUAAUAUAACUUUCUAAGCUUAUUCAAUAAAGAAUGAACAUCCUGUCUCCAAGUGAGACUUCCAUCUAUGUAAACCCCUAAGAAAGUUGUAAUUUGCAUUAUAUUAAAUUUUGCUACAAGGAUAGUAUGUAAGCUCAAGGAUUUUGAUAUAUUGUUUUAAAGCUUAUUAUUAAAUUCUUUAUGAUGUGGUGAUUUUAGUUUUACAAAUUUGAAGUAAAUUAAAUAAUAAUUUCCAUUUUAUUAUAAAAAUUAAAUUUUGUAUAGUAUGUAUGGAUAUUAUGAUUGUAUGCUAAUUAUAGUUUAUGGCCUACUUGACAUAAAAUUUGGACUGACAUUUAUUCCACAGAAAAUAGUUGGUUCUGUAGAACAAAUUUCACACUGUCAAUGGAGUGAUAUUUAACGUUUUUUACUCCUAGGUAAGAACACAAUGCAGAAAAACAUUCAGGGAAGAGGAACAUUACUGCAAAUCAAUUAUUUUAUGAGAAAAUUUUUCUAAAUUCUACCAUAUAAUGCCAGCGCAAAGCAGAGAGUGGUGACGAAGCAGAGCAAGGCAAUUGGACUUUAGCACCAUGGUUCCCCAAUAACUUGCUGAUUCAAGGCAAUUGGCUGAGUUAAAACACCAUGAGUGCUACUUUAGCUUGGAAAUUCCACUGUUGUUUGGCAUUUUGUACUUGAUUCUAAUACCAAUUCUAAUAACAUAUUAAUAUUUAAUACACAGCCACAUUGUGUUAGCCGCUUUAUAAUUCACAUGAGUAUAAAUAUUAAAUGAACACAAUAACAGUAUUGUGUAAAUUUUGUAUUUAUCAUUUAAGUGUUGCCACAUAACCAGUUCUUUAUCAAAAUAGAUCAUUUUAAUCCACAUGACUUCUAUCAUGGUUCAACAUUUUGUACUUAAUUUCAAUACUGAUUUUAUUUUAAAAUUAGUAUCAGUAACUAUAAUUACGAGGGCACAACAAUUAACUGCUGGCUAGGCAUCUGAGGCUCCACUUUUAGUAUAGAGCUAAAUUCGAAACUGUGUUAUAAAGUAAAAUUUGUCUCAAAUUCAUAAAUGUUGCACUAUAGAAACGUACAUUGUAGCUUCUCAGUGUUGAUGAAUUAUAAAACAUGUAAUUAUCUGUUCAUACUAAUUGCUUAUAAUUUAUAUUCAAUAUAGAAUUUAUUAUGGGGAAAACUGUACUCAGUAAAAAUUAUAAAACAAUGAGUAUUAACAAAUUUGUAUUUUUAACAAUAAAUUACCUACACUAAACUCUAAGUUUCCAUAGCAAAAACAUUAUGGAUUUGAAGCGAGUUUCUAUUUAAAACACAAUUUUAAACUUUAAAAAUAUAUUGUUAUGAUAUUAAAAGCAAAGCCUCAGAUUUGCAGCCAGCCACUAACUUUAACAGUUAUAUCUGCAAAAUAAUUUCAAUUAGGUUUGGACUAGAGCAGUCAUUGAAACCAGAACCAGAUUGUGUUCACAUAAUAGUUAUAAAAAAGUUUAUUUUGACUUUACCAUGCAUUGCAUGACACUAGAUUGACAUAUUUGCUUGUAUACCUUUUAUACGUGUAUAACAUGAAAAAGUUAUGAAAAGAUGAGAUAGUAUCAUGCAUUAUUAAUACUCAUAUUUAAGUAACUAUUCAGAAUAGUUUAAAUGUCAAUACUCAUGUGUAAUAUUAUUUAUUGGGUGCCUGUUUCUGUUUUAUAUUUCGAACUUACUCCACGUAAUUUUUGUCAUAGAUUUAAUAUUAUUGUAAAGCGCACUUUGCAUUCUCUCAUAGAAUAAUUUAGCAUUAAAGUUGUAUUGCUAUGUGUCAGUUUCUUAAAUUAUAUAUUUUUAUUAAGUUUAAUUAAGUUUUUUAGUCAUUAAUUAAUAUAACAAUGAAUAUUUCAGUGUUUUUAUGUAAAGAUGGGAAUCGUAAAAAAUGUAACCUAUACUCAAAAAACUGAAGAAUAAAGAUAUCAAAUAUGUAAUUUCUUAAUGAUAUAUUUUUCUUUUGGUCAUUGAUUUUCCAGUGUAUAUUAAUAUGAAGUAUUUUUCAAAAUAUAGUAUAGUUUUUUAAUAACUCUGA
This is a messenger RNA of Homalodisca vitripennis (glassy-winged sharpshooter), 16601 nucleotides long. Its product is annotated as trehalase. The record is from RefSeq and is a predicted model, not a curated record. Bases 486 to 2489 code for a protein of 667 amino acids. The transcript has 9 exons. NCBI's taxonomy places the organism in Eukaryota, Metazoa, Arthropoda, Insecta, Hemiptera, Cicadellidae. Gene Ontology annotation, molecular function: alpha,alpha-trehalase activity. Gene Ontology annotation, biological process: trehalose catabolic process.